This is a messenger RNA of Saccostrea cuccullata (small rock oyster), 1185 nucleotides long. Its product is annotated as phosphatidylinositide phosphatase SAC2-like. NCBI's taxonomy places the organism in Eukaryota, Metazoa, Mollusca, Bivalvia, Ostreida, Ostreidae. Gene Ontology annotation, biological process: regulation of endocytic recycling; phosphatidylinositol dephosphorylation. Gene Ontology annotation, molecular function: phosphatidylinositol-4-phosphate phosphatase activity. Gene Ontology annotation, cellular component: clathrin-coated endocytic vesicle; early endosome. Bases 37 to 1185 code for a protein of 382 amino acids. The record is from RefSeq and is a predicted model, not a curated record. The transcript is spliced from 10 exons.
GUAACUUUUGAAUCUCAAAUGACGAAGUUUUGAAGAAUGCAGUUGUUUCAGUCGGACGAUCAUUAUAUUUUGCAUGAUGGAGAUUUUUCAUUGUGGUGCAGUCGACAUUCUGGCACUCUUGAAGCCAAAAAAGGUUGUAAGAGAUGGUCAAAUCACAGUGCAUAUAAAUCUGGAAUUAACACGACCAGUGAUGAUAUUUGUUUGGCUUGGAAUCCGGUCUGUAUAGGACUUGUCUAUGGACUGAUUGGGAAGAUAAAGAUUCAUCCAGAGGAUGAUUGGAGGUUAAUUCUCAUAAAACAGAGAACUUCUGUUGGGAGUGUACUAGAGGAUCAGGAGAUAUAUAGAGUGAAUAAGAUUGUGAUUGUCCCACUGUCAGAUGCAGAACCUCAAGAGCUGGAUUUAGAUCUGUGCAGUGUGCAUCAUUUUGGAAUAAGAAAACCAAAAACAAUAUCUCAGCCAUCAGCACAACAGAAACAAAUACAGAAUGCUUGGAAAUCUAUAAAAUCUGGAAUAGACAAUGUCAAACCAAGGAAGAAAGAUAUCAAAGACAAAGAAAAGUUUGUUAGGAGAAUAACAGAGGAACUGUUGAAGAUGUUUACAGAUUCAGACUCCUUCUACUACAGUGAAACCUUUGAUCUGACCACCAGUUUGCAGCGACAACACGGAAAGGAGUACCAGUCAAACAAACACCUCCCUCUCUGGCAGCAGGUGGAUCCAAGGUUUUUCUGGAACAGGCACAUGCUCAGUGAUCUGAUUAAUGUUGAGGGGGAUCCAGAGGUAGAGAAGCUGUACACCCACUGGAUCGUCCCAGUAAUCCAGGGCUACGUACAGAUGGAGAACUGUGUCCUGGAUUUUACCCCGUCCUCCACUUCCUCUCUAGAUCUCAGUCCAGAUUACGGAAACUCCAAACAUCUGGACCCGCUGGAAUAUCAACUCGGAAUUAUCUCCAGGAGGAGCAUACAUAGGGCCGGUACAAGAACGAAGAUGAGGGGGUUGGAUGAAACAGGAGCAUGUGCUAAUUAUGUGGAAACAGAACAGAUUAUAAGGUUUUCCCACCAUGUUGUAUCCUUCCUCCAAAUUCGUGGAUCCAUCCCCGUGUUUUGGAGUCAAUCAGGGUACAAGUACAGACCCCCUCCACGGCUCACAAAAGGUAAGGGGUCAAUUCAUCAAAACUUAAAACCUUAA